Achroia grisella is the source of this 1994-nucleotide messenger RNA. It is a transcript of the gene Gbs-70E, whose product is annotated as protein phosphatase 1 regulatory subunit 3C. The transcript has a single exon. The record is from RefSeq and is a predicted model, not a curated record. Lineage: Eukaryota; Metazoa; Arthropoda; Insecta; Lepidoptera; Pyralidae. Gene Ontology annotation, molecular function: glycogen binding; protein phosphatase 1 binding. Gene Ontology annotation, biological process: regulation of glycogen biosynthetic process. Bases 4 to 852 code for a protein of 282 amino acids. Gene Ontology annotation, cellular component: protein phosphatase type 1 complex.
AAAAUGUGCGCAGCGAUCGAUAUGCUAUCCUCGGAAUUUUUCUUCGGCCACAGCCCACCUUCUGGCUUCCUCAACGACUACACACCUCCAAUGAGACGCUCCACCACAAUUAUAACCAGAGGUUCACCACCAUGCAUUACAUUAUUAAAACCUGUUCAAUUUACUCUAAAAUCCGCAACACGAUCUUGCAUAAGGUUGCACACGGAAAAGUUAAAGAAGAAAGUUGUGUUUGCAGACGAUAGAGGUUUAGCUUUGGAACAGGUUAAAGUUAUGACGGAGCCGUCUCACGUGCCACCUUAUUGGACUCUAAAAGUGCUGGAAAGUCCAGACUUGGAGAGGAAACCGCCGCCUCAAGUCGUCGACAUAUGGGAGAAAAGGUUUAACCAACCAGCAUCUGAUUACGUCGAGUUCCGCAGAAGAAUAACAGAAGACUGUGUAUCAUUAGAGAAUGUGAUUAUAAAACAAGAAGAAUGCGCUGUAGACGGUACAGUCAAAGUGAGAAAUCUAGACUUUAUUAAAGAAGUAUUUGUUAGACUAACUUCCGACGGUUGGGCCACGAACGAGGAUGCGUACUGCGCGUUUGUAGAGUCGGGACCUUUGAGCCAAAAUGGGUCUUCUUUGUAUGACACCUUUAAGUUCAGAUUGCAAUUGCCUGUCCAUUCGAGAAGACUGGAUUUCUGUGUGUGCUUCAGUUGCAAAGGCGUCCAAUACUGGGACAAUAAUAGAGGGUUAAAUUACACGAUAGAAAAGUCGUCAGCAAGAAGCGUGCCGGGAAAUGCUUGCGCGAGAAUUAAUUACGGGAACUCGUGGUCUUCAAGGUCUGAUCUCAAUGGAAACACGCCAUAUUGGUGAAGUUGUUAAGGUUCAAAUUGGUGCAGUUUUCGAUCGUGUACGAAUGUGAAUCAUUGCCUUUAUCAGUGCUACACAUUAUCGUGUAAUCCGAGAUAGUAGUGCCAUGUGUUCGUGCCAGAUUGGCGAAUGCUAUUGGAUGAAUUGUAACCGGCCAUCUUGUAAGUUGUCUAUGUACAGUGAUUCUAUUCAUUUCACUCUGAUAUAUGGAGAUAAUAUAUUUAUUCUUUGCACACAAAAAUGUACACAUGUUGGACUUAAUGCCUGAUGGCAUUCUCUACCAGUCAACAGUCGCGUUGAUCAGAGAUAAUAAGGCGGUGCACUCUAAUAAUUAAUUGAAAGAAAAAAACAAAACAAAAAUUAUAAUAAAUAGAUACAGAAAAAGAAUACAUAUGCAAAUAUAUAAAAAUACUAAUAUUCCAAUAUUAAAUAUAUAAUUAAUACGGAGAUAAUGGAGAGAUGGAGAGAGGAACAAUAGAGUUUCAUUCAUUCAUUCAUUCAUUCAUUCAUAAUGGUUUUAAUUUAAACAAUAAUAAAGAUAGCUACGGGUAGUUAUGUAUUUUAUUGUACAUAUUUAUAAAAUACAUUUUAUAGUCGUGGUUUGGUAGUCGAACAGUCAAGACUAGGCUUCGAGCUAUAUCCCAACUCUAUUCAAUGCCUGGUGAUGAUGUUCAGAGGUGAAACAGAUACAGUCUAUUUUAUAUAUGUAACUAGCUAGUCGCCCCGGCUUUGCACGGGUCUAUCUAUAUCUAUCUAUUAAAAAAAUCGCAUCAAAAUCCGUUGGGUAGUUUUAAAGAUUUAAGCAUAUAUAGGGACGGACAGACAGCAACAGCGACUUUAUUUUAUACUAUGUAACUAGCUACUUGCCCCGGCUUUGCACGGGUGUGAAAGUAUUAUAUAUAUAAACCUACCUCUUGAAUCUCUCUAUCUAUUAAAAAAAAUCGCAUCAAAAUCCGUUGCGUAGUUUUAAAGAUUUAAGCAUACAUAGGGACGGACGAAAGCGACUUUGUUUUAUACUAUGUAAUGAAGUAUAUCAUAGUACAGUUAUCUAAGUAUAAGUACAUAUAUUUACAUUCCUAGUUAUCUUUAUUGACCUGAUGAAAUGAUUAUGAUUCAGUUUUAGGAAAUUGUAUAUUCUGUAAUAU